GGUCAUUAGUAGCGUUUCUAGGGAAUUUUUGUGGAGGCAAUGGCAGUCGGAGCUUAUUGCGCCGCGCCAUCGUCCUCCAUCGUGAUUUCCAGCGGAAAUCGAUUGAAGCGCUAUGGAUUCUCACAAGCAGGGCCUGUGAACCGGGCGAUUGGGAAGCAGGGCUUGAUUCUCCAGGUCGCGGCAGCUCCAUUGUGGGGUUUAGGGUUCUCCGGCAGGCGCAGGCGCGAUGCCGCGCGGCUGUGCCAGUCCCAGUGCUCGAUGCAGGUCCAGGAGCUCGAGCAUCGCCAGGUUUUGUCCGUGGAGCAGUGCUUGGAGAAAAUGCGCGAGGCGAUGGGGAUCGAUGACAUUGCUGGCAACGAGCAAUUUACUGUCACUGGAGAACAAACUUUCAUGGGUCUUACUGGAGAGUGGAAUUUGUCGUGGAGUUCCGAUGGCCGGUUUUACGAGAAAUUCGAUAGCGAGGAAGUCACUGUUGAUGGAGGAUACGAUGGCACUAGCAGGCCAUGGCAUGCCGACUAUGCCGGACGAGUUACGUCGCUAGAUUUGGACGAUCUAGAGACGAGUUUGCUGACAACUUGGCUAAGAACAGGCUUUUGGAUUUCAGCCGGUGGACAGACGAAGCUGAGCAUCGAGCUGGACAAGGAUUCUCCUUCAGAGAAGAUUUUCGAAGUACACUUGAAAGACUCGAAGGUACUGGCUCGUGUUCAUGUGGAUACAGACACUUGGCUUCCAACUCAAAUGAGAACACAAGUUUUUGGUGGGGAGGACGUGUGGGAGUACUCCGAUUGGCGAUGCAUUCUGCCUGGUCGUCGGUAUCGAAUGCCGUGCUCGACUGUGCGAUAUCCACCAGCUGGUGGAAAAGACACUACUAUUGCAAGUCGUGCUGAAGCUGCCAGAAUUUCUCAAAGCUUGUUUACGGUUCCAUCCACACCCCAGAUAGCAAGGCAUAACAAACGAAGGCCCGUGGUUGAAUUUGACGAAGACAUUUCUUCAACUGUGAAGAUGAUUCAAACCGUUAGCGGACACUACGUAGUAAAGCCUUUGAUUGACGGUCAGGACAUUGGAUAUUUUGUGGUCGAUACCGGCGCCAGUGGUCUUUCUCUCGCUCCUGGCGUGGGAGACAGAUUUUCAAUGGCGGAAUUCGGGGAGAUAUACGUAACGGGUGUAGAGACUCAGGUGAAGAGUAAGUUUGUUCGUGGCCGAGAAUUUCAGCUUGGACGACUAAAAAUCACCAACCCGCUAUACAUCGAAGUAGCAAUGGAUGGUGUCGUAAGAGGAGUGCAACCGGUAGCAGGAAUUUGCGGCUUCGACUUGUUUUAUCAUUGCGUAGUAGAGAUGUCCAUGACCCAAAAGACGUUAUCACUUUUCAACGCAGCCACCUAUCAGUUUCCUAAGAACCAAAGCUUUGUGAGGAUGCGCAUGCUAGAGAAUGUCCCUCAUGUUCCAGCGAAAUUUAACGGCCACGAGACAUUGUUUCUACUUGACACAGGAGCUGGAGGCGUAGACGUGAUCUUCCCCAACAGCACCGUCGAGAAGUAUAAGCUGCUAGAAGGAAACUCCAAUUCCUUCCUGGAAGCCAAAGUCAAGGGAGUAAAUGCGAGCAGUGGUAUCCAGGCCUUGUAUGGAACACUGCCUAGCUUCGAGCUGGGCGAUCAUGUCUUUAAGAACAUCAAAGCUCUAUUUUUCAAAGGCGAGGGGGGAAUGGUGAGCUUCUCGGCCUACACUGGAGGAAUUCUUUGCGAGCAGCUUCUUCGUUCGUUUGUCCUCGUCAUGGAUUAUCAAAGAUGCAGAGUAGCAUUCGUCGCGAGUAAAGACCGCCAAAGUCUAGAAAAUGGACGGUCUUGAUUCAAUCAAUCGAAUUCCAACGGUCCAGAUUAAAUGGCUCC
This is a messenger RNA of Selaginella moellendorffii, 1886 nucleotides long. RefSeq lists its product as uncharacterized. The coding region runs from base 40 to 1845 and encodes 601 amino acids. The record is from RefSeq and is a predicted model, not a curated record. The transcript has 13 exons. NCBI's taxonomy places the organism in Eukaryota, Viridiplantae, Streptophyta, Lycopodiopsida, Selaginellales, Selaginellaceae.